This is a messenger RNA of Notothenia coriiceps (black rockcod), 380 nucleotides long. Its product is annotated as transmembrane 9 superfamily member 2-like. Bases 9 to 380 code for a protein of 123 amino acids. Lineage: Eukaryota; Metazoa; Chordata; Actinopteri; Perciformes; Nototheniidae. The transcript is spliced from 3 exons. Gene Ontology annotation, cellular component: membrane. The record is from RefSeq and is a predicted model, not a curated record.
UGGAUAACAUGCCUGUGACCUGGUGCUACGAUGUUGAAGACGAGCAGAAGUUCUGUAAUCCUGGUUUCCCUAUCGGCUGUUACGUCACAGAGGCAGGUCGACCCAAAGACGCCUGCAUAGUCAAUCCUAACUUUAAUGAAAAGGAUGCGUUCUACAUCUUUAACCACGUGGACAUCACCAUCCAUUACCACAUCGUGGAGCAUGAGCAGCUGGGAGCUCGGCUGGUUGCUGCCAAGAUUGAACCCAAAAGCUUUCAGAGUCCUGAUUGUUCUGGGGGGCCGAAGUUCCUGAAAAACAAACAAACGGGAGUGUUUGACAUCAAAUACACCUACAGUGUCAAAUUUGUGGUCAGUACAAUGAAAUCCCCUUGGUCUGUUUAA